AGUGGAGAAACAUGACUGGGCACAAACAUUGGUCGGAAGCAUUGCCAGUUCAUGGACAAGAUGGCGACUGUAACAUAUCCGCUGCCCCAACGCCCCCCUAUCGCCUUCGAAUCAGCCAAGGAUCAUGAGGAUGACAUCAUACAGCGUAUUGUAUGGGAACAGACGGCACAGAACCUCUACGAUCAUUUAUGGACAGAGCACCAACGUCGCGCAAUCUCCUCUUUGGCCGCCCUCCAUGUUGGCCUCGACCCCGAGCGGCAGCACCAGCGCUGUGUUGUCCAAGAACCUGAUGGCUGGAUCCGCGGAAACUUCAACAUCUGCGUCCCUGUUCACGUGCUGGACAAAGCCGGGAGUCUAAUACGGCGGGUGCUGGUACGAUGCCCGAUGGGCCAUAAACUGGCCGAGGAUCGUCAUCCAGGCACAGUCGACGAGAAGCUUAGCACGGAGGUGGCCACAUACGUAUGGAUGCAAGAGAAUUGCCCGGAAGUCCCUAUACCGGCAUUACUCGGCUUUGGCUUUACGGAUGGUCGUCACUUUACUCACGUGCAAUGGCGACCUUUCUACGUCCGCUGGGCAAGAGCUCUAUGGCGGAGGAUGCGCAUGGUACUGCGUCUUCCUGUUCUGUCUCAGUAUGUCCCUGUCUUGUCCGACUACGCGUUGCAGACCGGCUAUAUUGUUCUUGAUUAUAUCGAACCGAAAGUUGGCAAGAUGCUAUCAACGACCUGGGAAAUGCAUCGCAACGACGCUGAACGGCGGCAAACCCUUUUUCGUGGGCUCUCCCGACUGAUGCUUACGGUCGCGCGUCUUCCCCUACCUCGGAUCGGUUCCUGGCACUUUCACGAUGACGGCACCAUUACCCUAUCUAACCGUCCGCUUACGUGCAACCUCGUUAUUCUUGAGAACAACGGCGCGCCCCGUAUCAUACAGCCCGGCGACACCUAUACCUGUGUUGAACCUUACAUCUGGGAUCUUCUUACAUUGCACGAUGGUCGUCUCCACAUCCAGCCCAACGCCGCCAUGGACGAAGCGGACUGUCGCUACCAGAUGGCCGUCCAGGUCCUCCUAAGGACACUUGCUUACGGCUACUUCGAUAGAGACCGGCGGCAUGGCCCUUUCGUUAUGCAGUUCUCCGAUCUGCACGCGAGUAAUAUCUUUGUUGAUUCCCACUGGAACAUUACCGCUGUCAUCGACCUCGAAUGGAUUUGCGCUCGACCUAUCGAGAUGAUUGACGUGCCAUACUGGAUUACCGGCCUGGGUAUCGACCAGAUUGGUAAGAAGGAGCAUAUUGACGAGUACGCCAAGACUCGCGAGGAGUUUAUUACAAUCCUAGGUGAGGAAGAACGGAAUACAGCGAUACUAAAGCUACCCAAUGUCUCCCUUGCCGCUGCCAUGCGACGCGCUGGGGAGUGUAAGUCGUCCUGGUUUGUCUACUGUCUCGAUUCUGUUAACGCUAUGUAUACUAUCUUUGACCAGCAUCUCCGACCGCAGUUUAUCUCUUUCGAUUUAACUGAGAAAAUGAACUUCUUCCUUUCGAAGUUCUGGUGCGAGAAAGCAGAUGAGCUCGUGGACAGAAAGUUACGACAGAAGCACUUAUAUGAUAUCGAGCUCCGACGUAUGUUUGAGAACGACGUGGACGCUACGCCAUUGGUGAGCGGAAAAGCUUGAGAGCUUGAUACAGAGACCCUCUGAGGCUUGGCGGUCCGGAAACGAAGACAGCCCAACAAUGCAAUUGAGGAAGGUUGGAAGUUUGGAUUUUGUGUACUGUGUAGAAUCAGCGAAGCAGUCAUCCCUUCUCAUUUACCAGAUUUCUUUUCGUCUUUG
Messenger RNA from Verticillium dahliae VdLs.17, 1821 nucleotides. RefSeq lists its product as uncharacterized. The record is from RefSeq and is a predicted model, not a curated record. The transcript is spliced from 2 exons. Bases 61 to 1665 code for a protein of 534 amino acids. NCBI's taxonomy places the organism in Eukaryota, Fungi, Ascomycota, Sordariomycetes, Glomerellales, Plectosphaerellaceae.